GAACGCACCAUUAGCGCUCUUCUGAGUGCCGCUGUAGUUGUGAGACUGAAAUCCAUUGAAACAGCCACUGUACAGUGCUACAUUUAACACUACUCUACGGGUGCUUUCAGUAUUAUUUAACGAUUUAAAAUUAAAGAAAUAAAACUUAAUUCUGCCUGGCUUUGACUAGUCCAUCCCCUUUAAGGACGGACGCCCUUCCCUUUAAAGCUCUGCUCUUUGUUGGCCGUCACGUCCAGUCUGUGACUGUUGCUGUGGCUACACUGAAAGGAUAACUUGUGAGGGUGUUUUAAUCUUAUUUUUUUAAGUUACUUAAUUCUAAUGUUGGCUCUGGUCCUGUCUGUGUCGUUACUGUCCUGCUGCCGACAUGUUGGGGCUUAUUUCGCGGAGGAGCGCUGGAGCCCGGAGUCUUCCCUACUCGCUCCCCGGCUCCUGGUCGCCCUGAACUGCAGGAACUCGGAACACUCUCUACCUCACGUACUCGGCACCAUCGAGCGGCUCAACUACCCCAAAGACCGCAUGGCGUUGUGGGUAGCAACAGAUCACAGUGAAGACAACACCACAGCUAUGCUACGUGAUUGGCUUAUUAAGGUGCAAAGCCUUUACCACUAUGUCGAGUGGAGGCCAAAAGAAGAACCCAGAUAUUAUCAUGAUGAAGAGGGCCCCAAACACUGGACGGAUGAGCGCUACGAGCACGUUAUGAAACUUAGACAAGUAGCACUGGAGUCUGCUCGUGAGAUGUGGGCCGAUUAUUUUCUGUUAGUAGACUGCGAUAACCUGCUAACCAAUCCUGAUGUGCUCUGGAAGCUAAUGAAAGAGAAUAAGACCAUUGUUGCUCCGAUGCUGGAAUCCCGUGCGGCAUAUUCCAACUUUUGGUGUGGAAUGACUUCCCAGGGUUACUACAAGCGUACCCCUGCCUAUUUGCCCAUAAGGAAACGAGUGCGAAAGGGCUGUUUUGCAGUUCCCAUGGUCUACUCCACCUUCUUGGUAGACCUCAGAAAAGAGGCAUCCAGAAAGCUCGCCUUUCACCCGCCCCAUCCAAAGUACAGCUGGGCUUUUGACGAUAUCAUUGUGUUUGCUUUCUCUGCUCGGAUGGCAGAUGUUCAAAUGUUUGUGUGUAACAAAGAAAUUUACGGCUACUUCCCCGUGCCACUGCGAUCCCAUAAUACUUUGCAAGAUGAAGCUGACAGCUUCUUGCACACGUUGUUGGAGGUUAACGUGCGAAAUCCGCCAGUGGCGCCUUCCAAAUACAUACGUGGUCGUAGCAAACAACCUGACAAAAUGGGCUUUGAUGAGGUGUUCAUGAUAAACUUGCAGAAGCGCCCUGACCGGCGGGAACGCAUGCUUAAGGCAUUGUACGAGCAGGAGAUCGCUUGUAAGAUCAUUGCAGCGGUAGAUGGAAAAGCAAUGAAUGUCAGUGAAAUUCAUGCUAUGGGCAUCCACAUGCUUCCUGGUUACAGUGACCCUUAUCACGGUCGCCCACUCACAAAGGGAGAGUUGGGGUGCUUCCUUUCUCACUAUAACAUCUGGAAAGAGAUCGUGGAGCGGGGUCUGCAUAGCUCUUUGGUGAUUGAGGAUGACCUUCGUUUUGAGGUUUUCUUCAAACGUCGCUUGAUGAACUUAAUGAACGAGGUGGAGUAUGAAGGACUGGACUGGGAUCUCAUUUACAUUGGUCGGAAGAGAAUGCAAAUAGAUUACCCAGAGAAAGCUGUGCCAGAUAUACACAACUUGGUAGAAGCCGAUUACUCGUAUUGGACACUUGGUUAUAUGAUGUCAUUACAAGGAGCUGAGAAGCUUCUGAAAGCUGAACCACUCAAGAAGAUUUUGCCAGUUGAUGAAUUUCUCCCCAUCAUGUACAAUAAACAUCCUGUGUCCGACUAUAAGGAACAAUUUGAGACAAGGGACCUAAAGGCAUUUUCAGCAGAGCCACUUUUAGUGUACCCGACCCACUACACGGGUGAUCCAGGCUACAUCAGUGACACCGAGACCUCGACAGUGUGGGACAAUGACAAUAUCCGCACAGACUGGGACAGAGCCCGCUCAGGCAAGACUAGAGAGCAGGCCGAGAUCAGCUCGGAAGCCCAGAACUCCGACGUGCUCCAGUCCCCUUUGGACAGUACGGCACGGGACGAGCUAUGAGACGGACUGAGUGAAAGCCUCUAUAAUCCUUAUAGGCACUUAAGUCAAAACACUUUAGUCUUUAAAUUAUGUCUCAGCUUUCAAACAUCUGAUUUAGCAUCACAGCUGGGAUUUGUUUCAGAAUUUUGUGGAGAGAUUCAACUGGUCCAGAUGUGACACGGCAAAAAAGGAUCACGUUUUACAGUGUGGAUUUUCUACUGUGAUGUUCCUUUUUUGUUUAAAACUUCUAACGGAACUAGACUUGCCAUAUGGAAUGGCAUUUGCAGUACCCGAUGUCUGUCUGUUAUACAGAAAUGAAUCUACAGUACGUAUUAGCGCAGAAUGCAGUUGGACUGCUUGAUUUCAGUAACUUUGCUGGACGAUUGUUACCAUCUUGUUUGGUAUUACACUGUGAAUCAGUUUUCACAAGGGUCUUCAGACAGAUGAAUUGGGCUAAUACAAUAUUUAAUGAGAAAUGCACUCAAAUAAUGGCCAUUCUUACUGUGGCUUUUUUUUAAAAACAGAAAUCAUGCAACUUAUUGCAUGUUUUUAACUCUAACUUUACUAACAAUAUUUUUCCAGAAACCGAUUGAGACCCUUGUCUAUUUGCACGAAUGUUCAGUUUUUGACUGUCUGUCAUGGUAUAUGUGUGACUGGCAGGUCUCAUCAAGAUCACUGUAUUAGUUUGGGGGAAAAUUGAUUUUUUUUUUUUUUAAUGUUCCAUUUUUGCUAUGGAAAAGAAAAUUAAUCCAAACAUGACUCCUCAUUCACAGAAAAUAUGGAUCAUUCCUUAUGAUAACAUUGAUUCCACCAGGUUUUCCCAGAGUUGUGAUGGAAUGGUUUUUAGAAAUUACUGUAGUCGAAAUGUCAAAACAAAC
Molecule: messenger RNA, 2993 nt
Organism: Thalassophryne amazonica
Lineage: Eukaryota; Metazoa; Chordata; Actinopteri; Batrachoidiformes; Batrachoididae
Gene: colgalt1a
Product: collagen beta(1-O)galactosyltransferase 1a
Exons: 12
Coding region: 319-2136 (605 amino acids)
Molecular function (GO): procollagen galactosyltransferase activity
Source: RefSeq, a predicted model, not a curated record